AUGAUUAUGGGUAAUAUUUUUACUUUUUGGUAAUUAUUCAAAAUAAAUGUUAAUAUUAAUCUUUAAAUAUAUAAAUAAAUAAAUAGAUAGUACGAUUUUUUAUUUUCUACUCAUUUCAAUGAAUUAACUAAUCACUUUCAAAUUCAAAAUAGCCUGUAAAUUUUGAAUAAUUUUCACAGUUUAGUGCAAUUUCUAUUCAGAUAUGCUCAACUACCUUUAUAUAUUAAAAUAGAUAGUAUUUUAUUACCUUUUAUUUUAGAUUUUAAAUUCUCUAAUAUUUUUUAAUAAAAGGGAGUAAUUAAUAAAUACGAUUCAAAUCUUUUACUUAGAAUCAAAGAUGCUCAAUUAAUUAAUUAAUUUAAAUAUUCAAAAAGUGGGUAAUAAAUAAAUAUGAUUGAAAUAUUUUACUUAGACUCUAAGAUGCUCAAUUAAUUUAAAUAUUCAAAAAAGCUAACUCUAAGAUGCUCAAUUAAUUUAAAUAUUCAAAAAAGGUGGUAAUAAAUAAAUAUGAUUGAAAUAUUUUAGUUAGACUCUAAGAUGGUCAAUUAAUUAAUUACUUAAAAAAUAAAAAAUAGUUACUGGUAAAUAACUAAAUAAAUAUAUUGA
This is a messenger RNA of Tetrahymena thermophila SB210, 606 nucleotides long. RefSeq lists its product as hypothetical. The transcript has 4 exons. The record is from RefSeq and is a predicted model, not a curated record. Lineage: Eukaryota; Ciliophora; Oligohymenophorea; Hymenostomatida; Tetrahymenidae.